Messenger RNA from Perca flavescens (yellow perch), 3919 nucleotides. Its product is annotated as piggyBac transposable element-derived protein 2-like. Bases 1834 to 3207 code for a protein of 457 amino acids. The transcript is spliced from 4 exons. NCBI's taxonomy places the organism in Eukaryota, Metazoa, Chordata, Actinopteri, Perciformes, Percidae. The record is from RefSeq and is a predicted model, not a curated record.
CAUGUGAAAGUCAAUGCCUUUGUUUGUGAUGCUCCAGCGAGAGCCUAUUUAAAAUGCAUUAAGGGACACAGUGCAAGCGAUGCACUAUUGAAGGGCGCUAUGUGAGCAACGGGGUUGUGUUCAAUUACCAAUCACAAGAGAAGAUUUACUCAAGAACAGAAGAGGAAUUCAGCAGGCAGUCCUACUCUUCGCAACAACUUAGAUGCUCCUCUCAGGUUGAUGCUGGCUUACAGUGCAUACAACUUUGCAUUAGACUACAUGCAUCUGGUCUGCCUAGGAGAGGUUAGAUGCAUCAAAGGGGGUCCAAGAGAGUGUAAAUUAUCUCAGAGACAAAUUGGUGAAACAAAUUUGUGUUUAUUUUAGAAUGGCACUUCAAAAUGUGAUUUCCGAACGCCCACAGAUCCCUUAUUCCUGGCUUCCUCCACUCCAUGUCACUGUGGUGGCGAUGAGGGAUGAGAGGCGGGUAGUGUCGUGGGGUUUCGACGAGGAGAGUGGGGAUGCCAAGGCCUUAGUUACAAAAGAGAACAGGCUUGUCAUCCUAAGUGACGGGUGCAGCUUGUCCAAAGUGACCCUAUUUGAGGUGUUCGCUGGAAGGGUCAACCAAGGCGGAGCAUAUAUACUGCGUGGGUGCUCCCUGUGCGGCGAGGGCCCACCAUUCGUCAUAAAUAUCACUAAAGACACACAGUUCUUUAGAUCUGCCCGGUCGAGGUGAGUGAAGAGCUGCAUGCGAGGGCAGACAAACUUCUGCGCACCGCCUCAACAGCAACCGCCAUCAAAGAUGGAAAGACAACGAAGGGGUUCCUCAUUUUACAGGGAGAAGUGAUGGAGAUCUCUGCAGUUAAAAGGUGAAGAUUGGAAAGGACAAGGUACCCUUGAAAACCGUGGUGCUGGAGCAGGUAAGCUAUACAUUGCUUUAAAGUCAGCUUGUGUUUGUACCGAUGAGUAUUGAGCGUUUCAAAACCAUGGACAGCUACAGGAGCAGAGAGAAACAGACAGACGGACAGAGAGAAAUAAUUCUGUAGGUCAUUUUACCAUUUGCAAUGUUGUUACAAAACCAAGGUUUAUGAUGAAACAUGGAAAAUUGAGCAUCAUCAAGCAAAUAAAACAAUAUGAUGAUUUUGAUGCAUUUAUUAUAAACUCUUGAAGUAUAUGUAAAGGUAAAUAUAUAAAAUAGGGUCUCUCCGUUGUUUCUGAUGGCAUGAACAAAUUUUUCUUAUCUUGUCUGGGUUGAAUGGAAAUAUUCCUGACCCAUGACAUUUGAGGCAUUUGAGGGAGUUGCAACUUUCUUCCAGGCCUUGGAAAACAGUGGCAUGAACAACGCCUUGUCAGGUUGCUUCCCUCCACUCACCAGGGUGACCCUUUGUCCCUCAAGCCUCCAGAAAUGUUUUAGACUCUUGAACAGAGCUCUAUCUGCAGGCUGCAGAUUGUGUGUAGUGUGGAGGGUGAGGCUAAACACACAUAAAUUGUUGUUAAGUUUAUCUUCUUUACCUGAAUGAAAAUGCCUGGAACACACUUUGAAUGAUCUUGGGAUGUCCGUGCGUCUUAUGGCGGAUAUCCAGGCCAUCCGUCUUCGCUUGGUUACAUCGGACACAUGACUCCAGGCAGGAAAACAAUAAAAAGAAAGUCUGUUGUCUAUUUUUUUUGCCCUGUCAAUCGUGUGAACGGACAUUGCAUCCAACAACACAAGUUCUUCCCAUGACUAAAACUUCUCUCUCUCUCUCUCUCUCUCUCUCUCUCUCUGUGAGUGGCCUCACAAAAUGGCGAUUUUUCCCAUCAGCCACCGCGGCGCUACAGCAAUGACGUCACACCCCCAAGGCCUAUUACCAAGAUAUAAUGAAUACAACAACGUUCUAUGGGAAGCGACCAGGUGGACUUAAAAUCAGGAUUCCAUCAGUCGAAAGUGAUGACAGCUGUCUCAGUGACAGUGGGGAUAGUGAUGAAGACUACACUCCUACACCAGUUGAUGAAAGCAACGAUGAAAGCAGCGAUGGUGAGAGUACUGACAACAGCAACAAUGAUGAAGACUCCGAAGGAAAUCAUGAUGUACAUCCUACCACCAGUGCUACUGCGGGAAGAGGGAAAUCAGCUACCACUACAAAAAGACAAAAGGCUCUCCCUCAAGACCAAAUGUUAUCGAUUGAUGAACAAAUGGUGCCAUUCAAAGGAAAAUCGAGUCUCAAGCAAUAUAUCCCCAAUAAGCCAUACAAAUGGGGAUACAAGAUCUUUGUGCUUUGUGACACAACAGGCCUGGUGCAUUCAUUUGACAUCUUUACAGGGAAAAUUGAGCCUGUACCAGGACUACCAGACAUUGGGGUAAGUGGAAACAUUGUGCUAAAGCUUGCACAAGUUAUCCAUGGUGCUGUCAAUCAUCUGGUGUACUUUGACAACUGGUUUUCCUCCUUGGAUUUGUUUGUUGCUCUUGCAAACAAUGGGAUACCAGCUCUUGGGACUGUACGGCAGUGUCGCCUGCGAGGGUGCAGUUUCAGUGCAGACGCAGAAAUGAAGAAGAAGGGAAGAGGCACACUUGAAGAGCAACAGGUUGUUGUUGACAAUGUGGAAAUAAGAGCAGUCAAAUGGUUUGACAACAGAGGGGUGAUCGUUGCAAGCACUUUUGCCAGUGCACAGCCUGUUUCCAACAUUGAAAGAUGGGAUAAAAAUCUGAAACAGAAAGUGACUGUGGAAUGCCCAAAUAUCAUCAGCCUGUACAACAAGUUCAUGGGCGGCGUUGAUGCUCUUGAUGCACUGAUUGCAUAUUACCGCAUCCACAUAAGGUCAAAAAAGUACUACCAUAGAUUAUUUUUUCACUUUGUGGACAUGGUCAUUGUCAACAGCUGGUUGUUGUAUCGGCGGGAUUGCGAGUCACUGACAGUCCCAAGAAAGAAGCAGAAGGAUUUGCUUGCUUUCAGAACAUCUAUUGCACAGGCACUCUGCAUGCAAGGGAAGGAUCUGUCAAAGAAGAAGAGGGGGCGGCCUUCAAUGGAUGUUGAAAGGGAGCUUGAGAAGAAGAAACAUCGAGGUCCAGCUACGGUUAUGCCGACACAGGAAGUCCGUUCAGAUGGUGUGGGUCACUGGCCAGUGGUUGAAAGUGAGCGACAACGCUGCAAACUCCCACAUUGCAAGGGCCAGACUGUAAUUAAAUGUGCAAAGUGCACCAUUCACCUGUGCCUCAACAAAAACAAGGACUGCUUUCGUGAAUUCCACAAGUAAGACUGUUUCACGCAAAGACACUUCAAGUGACAUGGUCACUUUACACAUGACCCAGUUUCACAUGACAGAUGAAAAGUUCAGUAAUUGUUUGUAUCCUGAGAACUUUGAAAUCUAAAAGCAGGCCAGUAAAGUUUGAGAAACCCUGCCCAAGUGACUCAUGCACACUAACUGUUUCAUGUAUCUGCUAAACAAAUCAAUCUCACAAUAAGCACAUUAGGCAAUCCACCCUCUCUCCAGACCUGUUAAUUUACAUAUUAUAGUGUGUUCUUUUGUUCACUAUGCACUGGAGAAACAAGGACAGAGUUAAACUGACAGAGUUUUAUUCUUAUUAUAGUGUGUUUUCUUGUUCACUAUGCACUGGAGAAACAAGGACAGAGUUAAACUGAAAGAGUUUUAUUCUAAUUAUAUUGUGUUUUUUUGUACACUAUGCACUGGAGAAACAAGGACAGAGUUAAACUGACAGAGUUUUAUUCUUAUUAUAGUGUGUUUUCUUGUUCACUAUGCACUGGAGAAACAAGGACAGAGUUAAACUGACAGAGUGUUAUUCUUAUUAUAGUGUGUUUUCUUGUUUACUUAUGCACUGGAGAAACAAGGAAAGAGUUAAACAGAAUGUAACAUGGAAUGUAUAAAAACUACUUUCAAUGUUAGGGAGUAGUAGGAGUAGUAUUUUUCUUUCUUGCUGAAUAAAAUCUACCUAUCUGAGAUGGGAAAA